This is a messenger RNA of Haemorhous mexicanus (house finch), 7669 nucleotides long. RefSeq names its product myosin light chain kinase family member 4 (gene MYLK4). The transcript has 14 exons. Gene Ontology annotation, cellular component: cytoplasm; nucleus. Gene Ontology annotation, molecular function: protein serine/threonine kinase activity; ATP binding. The coding region runs from base 330 to 2516 and encodes 728 amino acids. The record is from RefSeq and is a predicted model, not a curated record. Gene Ontology annotation, biological process: protein phosphorylation; intracellular signal transduction; positive regulation of apoptotic process. NCBI's taxonomy places the organism in Eukaryota, Metazoa, Chordata, Aves, Passeriformes, Fringillidae.
UGCAAAUAGUUUGGUCCUUGCUAGGGCUGAUGUCACUGAACCGAGUGCAUUUAGAAUAUGCAUCUCUAUAUUCACUUCAUUUGGAAAUAGAUAGAUAAAUAUAGAGGUAAAGAAAAGAAUGGAUGAAAGGCUUUUUUCUGCUAAAUAAUUUGAGUGUCUCUUCUCUCUGUUUUAGUCAAAUACAUGAGAGUAGUUUAUAAAUUAGUUGAGCUGGAGUUGCCAAACUUGGCUGUAUAUCUGAGCAGCCUGGAUGGAAAGCCUUUGCAACUGAUAUUGUCCUCAAGCAGCUGACCAUCAGAGCAUUUCCUUCCCAUACCCAAGCCAGCAAAAUGACCACAUCCAGCAGGCAGAGCUCUUCUACGUCUAUGGUCAACAACUUGGCCAAAAUAUUUGAUCCAAACACUUUGCAAAACCAAGGGCCAGGUAAUGGAAUGGAACCUCCUCAAAUUCUUCACGUUGAGAGAAGUGAUGUCAGCACAUCUGAAAGUUUCAACAUCAUGGAUGUGAAGUUUGCCUCCCUUGAAGAGAAAAUUGAUAAACUGUUGACUCUGCAAGACAAUGUCCUUAAGAAGCUUAACAGUUUUUCCCAAGAAAUCUGUUGCAUUGGAAAAGACAUGGAGACGGUAAAGGCAGAAACAUCUGAACCUGGAUCAAGGAUGGAAAGAAACAAAAAAAUGAGAAAUAAUGAAAUGAGGAGACUUUGCCUUAAAAUGAAAAAAUCUCUUUCUGAUAUAAACAGGAAAGCUGAGCAGCAGGUUAAGAGGCUAGAUGGACUUGAACAAAGUGUUUCUGGACUACAGAAACUUGUAGGACCUCUGGUAGAAAGGGUGAAAACAUUAAUAAUUCACAAUUCAAGUGUAAAGCAUCAUGUUAAAAAACGUAAAGUUUGCAAGGCAGGAGCUGGACAUCCCUUUAGGAUGCACAUUUUCUCGGAGACAACAGCUGGUGAUCUGCUCAAGAAGAAAAAUGAAAAGGUCAUCAAAGAAAAGUCACAUUUCAAUGAAACAGAAACAAAAGAAAAGAAGCCACCAGAUUCAACAGAUGGGGACAUCCAGCAGAGUCAGUCCUGCUCCCCGGAAGAAGAAGUUGAUAAGCUCAACAAGGAAAAUGCCAAGAGGGAAAGUUCCCUUGUGCUUGAAGCGGAUCCUCCCAAGUUUCAUACUGAAGAGUCAGAAGAGAAACAAGAAAGUUUGUCUUUAGAAAGCCAUUAUGAAUAUAGGAGAAACUCUUUUCAGGAAUCCUUCACAGAAAAGCAGCAGGAAGAAGAUGCUGUUGAUGAUGCUUGUCAAAAACUAACUGUGCAGGAGAUAGAGAGUGAGUCCCCAGCAGCUGAGGAGAAGAAGGAACAUCAGGUGCCUGAAGAUGCACUUGAAAAACAACAAGAGGAGAAAGAGAGCGAAGAGAAGGAAAAUGCUGUUGAGAGUGAAAAAGAUGCUGAGGAACCACCAGCUCCUUCCCAAAAGGAAGAUGAGGCAGAACAAAGUUAUGAUGAAGAGGUACCAGAGGGAAGGUGUAAAAGCUGCGAAAAAGGUACAGGAAAUUCUAGUUCAAUCCCUGGGCAGACCUGCCAGUUUGAGCAUAGUAGUAGAAAUGAUAUUCCUACUCCACCAGCACCAUUUGAUCACCGGAUUGUCUCAGCCAAAAGGGUGGGGAUCAGCAAUUAUUAUAAUGUCAACGAGGAUGAAAUUCUGGGAGGAGGGCGUUUUGGGCAAGUGCACAAAUGUGAAGAGAAGGCAACAGGUCUCAAACUGGCAGCCAAAAUUAUAAAAGCACAAGGUCCAAAACAGAAGGAUGAAGUAAAAAAUGAAAUCAAUGUCAUGAACCAGCUGAAUCACGUCAACCUCAUCCAGCUAUAUGAUGCCUUUGAAUCUAAAAAUGAUAUUGUACUCGUCAUGGAAUAUGUGGAAGGAGGAGAGUUAUUUGACCGAAUUAUUGACGAAAACUACAAUUUGACAGAGAUGGAUACAAUCUCGUUCAUAAAACAGAUCUGCAAGGGAAUUCAGUACAUGCACCAAAUGUACAUUCUUCAUUUGGAUCUCAAGCCUGAGAAUAUCCUGUGUGUGAACCGAGAGGCAAAUCAAAUAAAAAUUAUUGAUUUUGGAUUGGCAAGAAGAUAUAAACCCAGGGAAAAACUUCGAGUUAACUUUGGAACUCCAGAAUUUCUUGCUCCUGAAGUUGUGAAUUAUGAGUUUGUCUCUUUUCCUACAGACAUGUGGAGUUUAGGAGUCAUUGCUUAUAUGCUCCUCACUGGAUUGUCUCCUUUUUUGGGUGAUGAUGACAAUGAGACCCUCAACAAUAUCCUGGCCUGUAACUGGGAUUUUGAAGAUGAGGAAUUUCGAGAUGUUUCUGAUGAAGCCAAAGAUUUCAUAUCAAAGCUUCUCAUCAAGGAAAAAUGCUGGAGAUUAAGUGCAACUGCUGCCUUAAAACACCCAUGGUUAACAGACCACAGGCUCCACUGCAGACUCCAGAGAAAGGCUAAAGGUGACCGUGUGUCUCAAGCACCCCUGGCUAAAUAACCUCUCUGAAAGAGCUGCCAAACAGAAGAAAAGCUGCUGUGUGGUUACUGCUGCUAAGAGAUUUGAAAAUAUCAGCUGUCUCGGUGCUUUAAACCCCUGCCAUGACUGAGACUUCUACUAAAUGGACCAACAGCACUUUAGUUGCAGGACAAGUCCCAGCAUUGUGGAGCUGCUUCUCUAUUCAGCUGUUAAAAGAAAGAAAGUAUUUCUCUGUGUUGCAGGAAUGUGUUUCUUCUGAAGCAGCAUGUUCUCCAUGCCUGCAAGUGCUACAUUAGCUUGGUUUCAUAAUGAACUUUUCUCUAUCUAGUCUUAUGCCCUCAUUUACUUAUCAAAGGCUCCUUAAAGUUUAAAUUAUCAUGUAAAAUGAACUGUUUCUCAACUGAGCCCAGAAGGCAAUCUGUCACUAUGUUAUAUCUGUAGCCAAGGUUCCUUUGACACUAGAGUCUAAUAAUUAAAAAAUAAAACCCAAAACCAAAAAAAUUGCAGCAAAUUGAAAGCUGCCUUUGGUAGAAGAUUUGACGUUGUUUUUCCUGUCACACUAAAAUGAGUUAAGGGUUUGCUCAACCAGAGUUAAAGCCAUGUUAAUGUAACAGCAGUGGAAGAAAGAAAUGAGGCUUUCCCUGUGUGCAGGUGAAUUUGCUGUAACUGUGGUACAGUACAUUUCAGGAUUUUUCAGCCUGAUGAAUUACUGCUCACUGUAAAUACACUUGGAUUAAUUAAACAAGGAAGAGAACAAGGCACUAUUCACUCGUACCCAUGCAGACCCUGUUCUCCAAAAUGCAAAUAUAAUUCAGAAUUAUUUUAACAGAGUGUGAUUUUAUAUCAGCUGAUCUGUUUAGUGCUAAUUUAACUGGUUAGGACCACGGGCAAAGAGGGGAGUCAGUGCUUUGCUCAUUAUAACCUCUGAGUACAGGCUCAAGUAAAAAUCCUCUGUAUUUCUAGUUUUCUCAUCUUGCUCCCAAGCCUUUCUGAUUCUUAACUAGGUAAAAAAAAUAGGAGUCAGAACAGUUGAAUUCUUCACCUGAAAUUUUUUUAUUAUGGCUCAUCAUUAAGUGAAUCUAAGUUGCCAAGGCUCUGAAGUUAAAAUAAUGAGACUUUCUGCUGUAUAUGGCUUUCUUACUGCUUGGUUUCAGAACUACAUAAAUGCAAAUUGUAAUGAGUAUUUUAUUUAAUCAUGCUGCUGUGGUGUCUUUACAUUGUCUUUGCUUAAUCCAGUUCUGAUCAAACCACAUAUUAUCAUAGCUAUCUCUAUAUAUUUAUCUAUGCAUUUCAUAUGUUUAUAUAUUUAAGUUCUGUCUUUUUUAAAAAGGGAUCAACAUAAAGACAAAACAGUUUUAUUUAUCACCACGCAAUGAAUUGCUUCUCACACCUUUGUCCUUUCUGGAUAGCAUUAAUUUUGAAAUGAAAAGGGGCCCAUUAAUGGGACAUCAUGGCCAUCACACUCUCUACAGCCAGUUUGAUCCAAUGUUUUAAAAUUAUUGUAGGACAUCCCUUAAGACUGCUCCUGUAAAUGAACUGGGCUUCUUACAACUGUGACAUCUUAGUAAUACUGAUGUGUUGCACCAGAGUUUGCAAAUACUGCUAUCACACACUGACACACCAUGUAGCUUUUAUAUGAUAUAGAGCACUGCUGCCUUCAAAUCCUCAUCUGUAGUCUUUACUGAAGUAAACUUUGCCAAGCAGAAAUGGAAGUUGCUUUGGGAAAAGACUGAGCGGUCUCAAAGCAGAAAAAUGAGAAUGUAACUUCUAGGUAGAAGCUGAGCUGCUUGUUUUUAGUCACCAUUUAUAUUUGUCUGGUCAAAAUGAAUAGAAAAGUUGCCUUUCUGUUAGGGCUGGAGUUCCCACUCCGGUUCUGACUGUCUUCAAGAUAUUGUAGCUUCUUGUACAGUACACAACUCAAUGAUCAGACUAAAAUGCAACAAACCAUUCUGGAAUCACAGGAUCUCAUUAUGCACUUUAGUGCCAUUGUAGAAUUGGAUCAGGGUUUUGUUUUUCCUUUGGUAGAUUUUACAUGGAUAAAUUGCAUGUAAUUUUGAAUCUUAUUAACUAUACUAAAAUAAUAGUGUGACUACAGUCUUAUCUACUUUGUUGCUCAGUUGAAUUCAGAGGAUUUAUUAUUUGUUGAUAUAUCCAUCUGAGUAGUAAUUAAGAGCUUAGUGCCAUGAAGAUCAGCCCAGUGUAAGAGUGUGUUGCACCGAAUCAACCACAAAUCCUCCAGGAGCUGUAGGAAAAUGUGGCCUCUGCUGAGAACAUCUCCCAAGUUGUACAGUGCUCUGUCAGAAAUAGGAAUGCAUGGGAGGAUAGAAGAGCUAGACAUAUUUCCUCCACCUUGGGAAUUUAGGCAUGAGUUGAGGAGGGUACCCCUCAGCAGCCUCUGGCUUGUGCUACUGGGCAGUGUGCUAACACAAUUAAGGCAUUUAACUUCCACUCUUCAUAGCAAGGAUAAUGGUGGUCCCACUCUGGAGUCUUGUCUGUAAAUUGUCCCACUGUUUCAUUCUUAGAACAGCUCCUGCAGCAGAGGCGGAAUUUGAGGGAGGGCCAGUCAGAGGAGGUUGGACUCUGACAAGUCUCUGCAGUGACUGAAGCUGCCAUUUGGUGCCCAGGGUUAACCCCAAGUGGGCUGCAGAUGUCCAGUGGAGGAGGAAAGAAUCCCAAGUGCACUUCUACUUUUUGCUCCCCAGGUGCUGGAUCUGCAGCACUGAGUCAAAAGGGAGGUACCUUACCUAGGGCCUUACUGUCACCAAGGGCAAAAUAUUAUACUGCUGUGUAAUCAUCACUGCUGUGUAUAGCAAUGUGCCUGAGAAAAAUGUCUCCAGAGAUGUUCAUUUGUGUCUUGUAUCCACCUCAACAUGAGAAAGACCUUCUUUAUAUUGAGGGUGGCAGGGCACUGGAACAGGCUGCCCAGGGAGAUCAUGGAGUCUCCCUCUCUGGAGAUGUUCCAAACGCCCCUUGAUGUGUUCCUGUGUCAUCUGCUUUAGGUGACCCUGCCUUGGCAGAGGGGUUGGACUGGAUGAUCUCAGAGGUCCCUUUCAACCCUAAAAAUUAUGUAAUUCUGUGAUUCUGAGAUCUUUCCUGGCUGUUGUAAUUUUAGUAAAUAAUAGCUUGGGACAGAUUCUUUUUAGUGGCUUCCUAAUUGUGUCUCAUUUCACAUUGAGCAGCAUGCUGUUUUGUGUGUGUGCUCACAUAGGCAAGUCUGAUUUGCAUUCUGUUUUACUAUGCCCUACCUCUGGAAACAUUCUAGGGUGAGUUGGACAGGCCUGUAAGCAACCUGAUCAAGUGGGAGACCUCAUUUCUCAUUGCAGGAAGGUUGGACUAGAUGACCUUUAAAGGUCCAGUCCAACUCAAACUAUUCUAUGAUUCUAUGAUUUUAUGAUUUAAGAAUGCUCUGUAAUGACUAAUAGCUAAGUCCUGCUGUGUUAAAUAAUUGUUUUGACACAUCAUCAUUUAUUUUCUGCCAGGUCCUAAUAAUACUAAGGCUACUAGGGUGUAAUAAGUCACCUACAUCUGUGUGAGUUUGUUAUAAUUAUUGCUACAUAAUGGCUUAUGUGAUUGCAUUUGGAAACUGUGAAUUGCUGUGCUUGUGAGCAGGUUUAGCUGGGUGUGAAAGGCACUGUUCUAGCUGCUUUUAUUCCAUUUUGCUGUAUACUCAUGGUCAGACAGGGAUGACUGCAGGUACCUCAAGAGUGGUAUACAAACAUCAGUUGCAGUGGGAGGGAUGAAGUGCCCAGAUGCAGAGCUUGUCUUGUGGGUUCUUCCUGACAUGUAAAAAUUAAAAAAUAAAAUCCUGGGAACAUGACAAGUAUCACCUGACACUCAUAAGAAUCAGGACACUGUCAUUCCCACUCCUAUAGAGGCAGCAGGUAUACUGGAUGCCAGACAUGCUGGUGUAGUCUAAGACUGACAUCAAGAUUAGAAGCAAAUAUACUUGGCACAAGAUGGGACACAAGUGGUGUUUCAACUGCUUUUAUAUAUUGUACAUCCUGAAGAUUAUGAAAUGGGUAAAAACCUCUUCUGCAGAAAGAUCUCCAUGCUAUCAUGUCCAUGUUUGUGAACACCUGCAGCCAGUCACUCCUCUGGGUACCCUCACAGCAUAAGCAGUUGGCAACCUGGACAAUCCACUCUGGAGAUUACAAGAGCAGCUGCUUUUUAAUUUUGUUUUUAUAUUACCUCUAAUGUCAGAAGCUGAUAAAGUUAAAGCCAAACUAAAUUCUUGAUUCCAACCAGGAAUAGCAGGGUAGCUCACAGAAAUAAAUAAGGGAAGUGCUAUAUUCACCUUUUGUGAUGUGAGUAGUAGAAGAGCCCAGUUUAGCCACCCCACCUUCCUGCCAAAAAUAUCUACUUUGCACCAGUCCUGAUCAAUAAAAAUGAAAGGAAUCUUAAUCUUUUUAACACUGAAGGAAUCUCAAUCAAGAAACAGUUUUUCUGCAGCAGUUAAAUUGCUGCAGUAAAAGUCAAGUUGUUUUAGCAUUUUCAGUUUAAUGCUGACACUAUAAAUCAGUGACAGCCUCUUUCAGCAAAACGGCCCCCACGAGGAGCUCUGAGAAACGAAGGUGUUUGUCAGCUCUUCUCCACUGAUGAGAAUCUGGGAGCAUUGGAUUCCGUUCCUCUGGAUCCAGUGAGCAGGGCAGUUCUUAGCGUUUGGACUUUUGAUACGUAGUAAUCAAAAUGGAUGAAUGAGAGGAUGAUGCAUCUUCACACACUACUUUUAUCCCCAAUACAUACUUGUUCUUGUGUCUUCUGUGAAUAAAAGUAAACACUGCAUGAAUCUGUUUAGGAAUGCUAGACUGUUUCACCUUCCGUGAAGGCUUGGUAGCUGAACAGCUAACUACCUGUUUCAAACUUAGAUGAAGACUGGUAGAGAUGGUGCUUUGUAAAUAUGUUGUUUAGCUGCGUCUGUAGAGUUGGUGAUCUCCUUUUGGUGUGGCAGAACUAAUGUUUGUGUACCCCACGGCAACUUCCCUUGAAUUUAGAGGACAGGCAUGUGGCAACUAAAUCAUGAAGCGUGUGGAUUUUCAUGUACCUUAUCACUUUGGUUUGCAUACCUGGUUUUGUAGAUUAACUCAUGUAUCUCUGGUAUGUGUUCUUUUGUGAAAACCAUGACGCAAUCUUGUAAAAAGAUGAAUAAGGAAUAAAUGCUGAUUUUGUUUACUCCA